CUGAUGGGAAAAGAUAAGGAACAACACAAAAAUAUGAUCUUUUCCAUACAUAUGUACCCGACUCUUUGAAUCUCAUAUCUACAGACUAGUAGCUAGAAAUAACGUUUAUUACACAUAUACGAAUAAAACACUUACAGCUAAUCCAAUUUUAGCUCAGUAUUACCACAGAAAACCACCUGAACCACAUGGCUAUCCUUAAUUUUGAAUCUCAUAUCUACAGAAUGUUGUAGCCAUUAAUAACAAUUACAUCACAUGUACAUAUAUAACAAUUGGAGCGAAACCAAUUUUAGCCUAGUGUUGCCACAGAAAACCACCUGUGCCACCUAUGAAUAAUUUAUUUCUCCCUAAUACUAUGUCUACGUCUGUCAGAUAUUAUAAAAGUGAAACAUUUUACAAGUAGUAAGGUUUAACGUAUACGAAAAUAUAUAGUGUACCUUCAUAAUGCAUAUAAGAGUGCAAAAAGUUUCAUGUUUCUUACGAGAUCCAAUUCUCUCACUACAUAGCCCGUAAUGCAUUGCGGUGACUUUACGUUACAUUUGGCGACUCCUUGAAGCACUUUUCGACAUAUCGUAUAUCGUUUUAUUUCUCGAGUCGUACAUUACCUAGUUGCGAUUAAUUAUAGAGAAAUGUUUAACAAAAAGCCCAGGCGAAACUUUCGACAGAGAAAGGACGACUCCAGCGAUGAAGAGGGUGAGCAGAAGAACGGUGGUAAUGUGGAGGAGAAUGCGAAAGCAGCGGUUGUCGUAAAUAAGCCGUCCAAAGUGCCCCAGAACCGCGGCAUUUCAUGCAGCUCCAAGCGUGAGACGACGCCUCCUAAAGCGGACAGCACUGAGGAGGACGAGGAGGCGCUGGAGCUCACAGCAGAGAGGAAAGAGAGAGAUGGAGGGAAAAAGAAAGCAAAUGCUGCUCUCAGUUUCUCUGAAGAAGCAGGGGAACCAGAGUUUAGGCUAAAAAAGUCAUCUGAGAAAGCUGUACUGUUCCAACUCAAGAGGAGGGAGGCCUCACCUGUGAAGACCACCCCCAAGUCAGUCGCAGAUGGCGGAGGUAUUCAACCAUCUCUUGCUCAGAUGGAAGAUUCCAGUGACCAGGCUUCACCACGUCCUCUCCACUGUGAUGAUAAUGAUGCUAUUGUUGAGGAUUCUGAUGAUGAUGAUGAUGAAAAAGGUGAUGCCUGGUCUUCCUCAUCUAGUUCAGGAUCUAGCUGCUCUCCUUCAAAGCCAGUAACUAUUCCUAAAGCUAAAGAGAUUGAGGCAGCUAGAAGGCAGCGUCGUGCAGCUCGAGCCCAGAAAGAAUUCAUUUCUUUGGAUAAAGAUGGCCGAAGCUCCUCUGGCAGCAGUCCACAACAUUUAAGGAGGGAGGAUGAAGAGGACCGAGAUGAUGAUGAUGAUGAUGAUGAUCAGCUUGAUGAUUAUGAGAAAAGAAUUGAGUUUGCCCCACGACAAAAAAGCAUCAGGGAGAGGAUUGCUGAGAAACUUGGUGGUAGUAAUGGCAGUCUGUCUGGGACUGACGGGGAGGACCAGGAAUUCUGGGAGGAAACACAAAUUGGAAAGGGAGUGAAGAGACGAACAGGACAACAGAGCCCAUCUGGUAGUGAAUCUAGCAGCCAUAGCAGCAGCAGCAGCAGCAGCAGCAGCAGGAAAGACAGGCGAAGGCAAAAGAGGAAAACUGGGAUCAGCGUCCCAGAUCUUCCAUCUGUCACAGUCUCAAUGGUCAAGAGGAGAAUCACUGUAAAAUUGGACUCGUUGAAAGAGGUGCACAGAGCUCGACAGGCAGAACUGAGGAGGAUGGAGAUGGACGUCGACAGCGCUAGAUCCUCAGCAGAAACACUGGAGGAAAGUUCUUCGGAGCUUCAGCUUAAGUUUUACAGAGCUAUGACCCUGUAUGUUCAUAACCUGGUGGAGUGCCUGCGUGAAAAGAUAGUCGAGAUCAACGCAGUGGAGCUGGAGCUGCACACUCUGCUGUCUGACCAGAUGGAGGGGCUGUUGGCACAGAGACGACAGAAUGUGAGGCAGGAGGCCGACCGCCUGCAGCAGCUCAGCUAUAGCAAAUUGGAGCAGAGCUCAGACUCAACCAAUGGAACAGAGACUCAUUCUGAUCCAGAAACUGCACCAAAAGACUUCGAUAUACCUGAAGACACGCAACCAUCGGCAGAGGAGGAAGAGCAGCUGCAGAAGAAGACAGCUGAUAUCUUGUCGAGGUCCCAGGCGGUGUUUUCUGAUGUUCAGGAUGACUUCUGUGAUGUGAAGAAGAUCCUGUUGCGUUUUAAAGAGUGGAGACAGUCCUACUCUGACUCCUACCACAGUGCCUACAUCUCUCUGUGUCUGCCCAAGCUGCUGAACCCCAUCAUCAGGCAUCAGCUUCUGGCCUGGAACCCUCUGAAGGAUGUUAAUGGGGACUUUGAGAACCUGCCGUGGUUCACUGCAGUGGAGAACUUCUGUCACGGACAUGAUCAUGAGGAGCUGGAGCAAACAGACAGACAAACGCUGUCAAAUAUCAUUGAGAGGACUCUCCUUCCCAAACUAACAGCCUUUGUGGAGCUGGUGUGGGAUCCCAUGUCCCUCAGUCAAUCCGUCUGUCUCACUGGUGUUUGUCACAGACUGAAGGAGGAUUAUUCCAUCUUUGAAGGAGAGCAAAGUAAACCAGUCAAGACGUUCUUAGAGGCUGUGAUCCACCGACUGAGGAGCUGUGUAGAUGAAGAUGUCUUUAUUCCUCUCUACCCAAAAAAGUUCCUUGAAGAUAAGUCAUCUCCUCAGUGUCGCUUCAGGGAUCAGCAGUUCUGGACGGCCAUUAAACUCCUAGGAAACAUGGGAAAGUGGGACGUGCUGCUUCCUGAGUCUGUAUUGAAGGAACUGAUGCUGGAAAAACUGCUGAAUCGAUACCUGAUGAUCACUCUUUCCAGUCAGACACAAUCCUGCAGUACCGUCCAUGCUUGUAAAAAGAUAGCAGAUAGUUUGCCACUUUCUUGGUGCAGAGAAGAAAACGUCUGUUUGCCUCAGCUGCAGAAUUUCAGAAACCACCUUGUUCAAGAAGUUCACACUAUUUGCAAAAAAACUCCUCCUGAGGAAACAAAUACAAGGUCUGUUGUGGUUGAAGUGCUCCAGGUACUGAGUCGAAUCAGAUGCUAUGAUUCAAUCAUGGCAAUAGCAGAGAAAUACCACUAUGAGGAUGUCGUCUACUCUCACCAGCUGUUAAACCAAGAGACAAUAUGAACAACAGAUGCUUUCUAUUGGAGGUGGAUUUACAACAAACUCAUUUUGGAAGCCGUUGUCAAAGAAAAUGUGCAUAAAGACAAAAAGGGAGGUGAUGGUUUCCCAUGUCAGGGGACGUACACAUAUCCAACACACCACCAGGCCAUGGCUCAGGAGGUAGAGUGGGUUGUCCAAUAACUGAAGGGUUAGUUGUUCAAAUCCCGCUCUGUCCUGGUCAUGUGCUGUUGUGUCCUUGGGCAAGACACUUCACCCGCCUUGCCUCCUGUGUCGCUCACAUUAAUGUAUGUUUGGUGGUGGUCGGAGGGGCUGUUUGCCAUGAAUUGGCAGCCAAACUUCUGUCAGCUGUGGCUACAAAGGUAGUUUACCACCACCAGAGUGAGAAAGACUAAUGGCUCAAUAAUAUAAAGUGCUUUGGGUGCCUUGAAAAGCACUACAGAAAUCUCAUCAAUUAUUAUUAUUAUUAAUUAAAGCACAAGGAAAAAAAGACAUUUCCAUUUUCCUGAUUCACCAGUUGCAGCUGCUGAAUUGUAUCUGUCACAUCAGUUUAACAAAAUGUUGUGUUAUGAUGGAAGCAAUACAACCUGUCAAACCAACAAUAAGGGCAAUUUUACAUAGUUUUUCUGGUCACUGAACACUGUCUGAUUAUGUAUGAAAUAGAGCAUGUGCUGCAAAGUAAAGAGAUCUCAGGAGGUUUUAAUCAAACAAUUUGUUGCUUGUUUUAUACAGAAGAUAGUGAUAAUAAAUAUUUGACCUUUUACUUAUGUAUCUGGAGUUUUAAUUAUAUUCAGUUUUCUAGUCAGUGUCUCUGUGAUGCCCUUAGUGUCAGACUUUUGUAAUUUAACAAAGUCCUUGCUAACAAGCUCAAUGUGUAUUUCAGAAUCACAGCACAUUAAAAUAUAUACCUAUAAUUAAUUUAGGAGGCAUUUACUGCAUGCAAGUGUGGAUUGAAGGGACUGGUAAAUGUCCAGUAAGACAGGUCAUUUCAGAAAACAAGACAAUUUAGGAAAAGUUUUGACCUGUCUUUUAAAACGGUUUGAAGAGAUUUUCCCAUGCAGAAUGUAAAUUGUAGAACUAAAAAAAUCAUGGUUGUUGGUUGAGCACAGGUUUGUCUUUUCAUUUAAAGGCAAACAGUUAUAUACAAUACGUACACACUUUAAGGACUCAAAUACUAUAAUAAUCCUUGUAAUAAUCCAUCACCUCUGACCCUCUGUCAGUGUGUGAUUUUGUAUUUACCUGCAGACCUUUCCUUCUGCCUGUAUUUUCUAUUUUCCUCUUGUUCUGUGUUGAUGUUUUUGGGUGUUGAUUUUCUGACAGUUUAGAUUUCUGCCAAUUAACAGCAUCAGACAUUGUGCAGAACAUAAAAACAUUGUAAUUUUUCAUCCAUGGUGCUUUUUUUUUUUCUGGUUUUCUAAUUAUUGCAGUCUGCCAGACAAAACUCAAAGUGUAAAUGCACACACUAGAGGGAAAAAACAAGAAUCUCAACCAUUUCUAGAUGUCAGGGAGCAUUUUCACCAUUUCUGAAAUGUGAUUUGUAAAAGUUGAUAAAUGUGUCAUCUGUGUGAGCAAAGAUGAGACUUGUUAUAUUAGCAGAGUUUGCUUUAUUGUAAUUCAUACAGAGCAAAGCACAGUAAAACAAACCCCCCCAAACAUACCUGUCACAUGCACAUAACACUCACAAAUAUCAAACCAAAUGUGGAGUGCAACCAUCAAAAUCCCCUGUAGGUGAAACAAGUCCAGUCCUUACGUGCUCAAGCUUUUCUUUGGGUAUAUAAAACAAACAGUUCUUACAAAACAGUGAGUGAAUCUGUUCAGAUUCAGGGAGUAUCUCAUUCUGUUUUGUGCAUCAACAGCUGGAUGCAUUUUCUGACAAGGCUCAAAGCAAACAUGUGGAUAUGAGCUACUGCAAAAAAAAAAAAAAAGACAUUCAAGAAGAUAGUGUGGUUUAGUGAAAGCAAACAUUUAAACUGCCAAAAACUAAACAAUCAGGAUUUUAAUAGCAGGUCAGGCCAUG
Sphaeramia orbicularis (orbiculate cardinalfish) is the source of this 5220-nucleotide messenger RNA. RefSeq names its product GC-rich sequence DNA-binding factor 2 (gene gcfc2). Gene Ontology annotation, biological process: mRNA splicing, via spliceosome. The record is from RefSeq and is a predicted model, not a curated record. The transcript has 18 exons. Gene Ontology annotation, molecular function: DNA binding. The coding region runs from base 627 to 3209 and encodes 860 amino acids. Gene Ontology annotation, cellular component: nucleus. NCBI's taxonomy places the organism in Eukaryota, Metazoa, Chordata, Actinopteri, Kurtiformes, Apogonidae.